UUAGAAAGAUCAUUGAAAGUGUAAAGCUUUUUAUUGCAUUCUAAUAAUCUUAGUCUAAAAUGGAGCGUUGGGCAGGCAAAGUAGCGGUUGUAACCGGGGCAAGUUCGGGCAUUGGUUUAGAGAUAGCGAAGGACCUUGUCAAGGCUGGUCUUAUAGUUAUUGGUUUAGCAAGGCGUGUGAACAAAAUGAAGGCAUUAGAAGAUGAAUUACAAUUUAGAAGAGGGUCGUUUCAUUCGUGUGAGUGUGACAUUUCGAAAUUAGAAUCAAUCAAAUCGGCAUUUAAAUGGAUAAGUGAUAAGUUUUCCAAAGUCAACAUCCUCAUUAAUAACGCAGGAAUAUUAAAAUUUUCCGGAAUACUUACCGAAGGCAAUGAAGAAGGAUUAAAAGAGUUGAUCCAAGUGAAUUUGUUGGGAAAUGUGUAUUGCACUAAAGAAGCUCAUCGUCUAAUGAAGGCCAGUUUCGGUGAAGAGUGUCAUAUUAUUAAUGUCAAUAGUAUACUUGGCCAUACUAUUCCAGCAAGCCUGGCAUCGUUGACCUAUAAUUUAUACCCGACUUCCAAACAUGCUUUAAAAGCUACAACAGAAGUCUUGAAGCAGGAACUUAUAAAUGAAAAAAAUAUAAGAAUUUCCAGUAUCAGCCCUGGACUGGUGAAAACGGAAUUGGCACACUCAGCGAAGCAUCCGUGUGCAGAUAGAAUCAUGGCAUCCGAGACCAUACUUCGAGUGGAGGAUAUUUCGAGGGCAAUUUUGUUUAUACUUGCAUCUCCAAAACAUGUGACAAUCAGUGAACUGAUAAUAACGCCAACUGGACAGAGAUAUUGAAAGUAAUUGUUAACGUCCGCGUAGAGAUGGAGAUGGUAACGUUAAUUGAAUUUAUAAUGAACUAUUGAGGUACAAAAUACUAUCUAACAAAUUGAAGGAGAAAAAUAAAGCCUUUAAUGAAUGUAAU
This is a messenger RNA of Eupeodes corollae, 948 nucleotides long. RefSeq names its product farnesol dehydrogenase-like. Lineage: Eukaryota; Metazoa; Arthropoda; Insecta; Diptera; Syrphidae. The transcript has 2 exons. Bases 60 to 821 code for a protein of 253 amino acids. The record is from RefSeq and is a predicted model, not a curated record.